Molecule: messenger RNA, 909 nt
Organism: Penicillium odoratum
Lineage: Eukaryota; Fungi; Ascomycota; Eurotiomycetes; Eurotiales; Aspergillaceae
Product: heme-dependent oxidative N-demethylase family protein
Exons: 2
Coding region: 1-909 (302 amino acids)
Source: RefSeq, a predicted model, not a curated record
AUGGGUAAAAACCUAUCAUCCACCACAAGAAACCAGCUAAUAAUCCCAGCAAUCGAGAAUCUGGAUCCGUCGGACCUCAUCACCAUAGACAAAACAUACCAAGACCGACUCGCACUCCGAAAGCAGCUUCUCGAACAACACCACGAAAUCGUAGUCGCAGUCAACGAAACAUCAACAGCAGACCCAAGAACCCACUCCGCAGUCCGCGAGCUAUACUCCUUCAUCCUAGGAACAUAUCUCCCAUCUCGAUACCCGGGAAUAUUCAAACUCCAGUCCAGUACCGAGAAAACGCCUGAAAUCUUCGAAAAUACAAUAACAGGCACAUCAUGGCCAACAAAUCUCCACCCAGAAACACCCACGAUCCGCGCACUGGAGAUCCUAGCACAAACCGUCGACGAGGAAUUCCUCAUUCUUCUUCCGGAUAUCUCAGCCCCAGUUGAUCAACCGAAAUACAUACUUCAGGCUUAUGCGACAUGUUUCCCGUCGGGUUUCAACACGCGCGAGAAGCUUGGAUUGCGCCUGGCUGAUAUCCAUAUGCCUGUGCCCGGGUAUAAGGAGAAGAUCGAGCGGAGUAUGGAUCGGUUCUUUGCGAAGAUUGAGGUGGGGAGGUUUGUUAAGAGGGUUAAUUGGGGUCUGACGACGGAGACGGAGUUGUUUGCGGCUUUUGGAUCUGUGCAUGGGUCACACGGGUCUGGCUCUAAGGGUAACGAGUAUGGUGAGAAGGAGGAUAUGGGACAACAGGCUCUUCGGCUUGAGGAGCUGAAUAUUGAUAAGAUCAAGGAUGAGGGUCUUGGAGAGGAGUUUGCGGUGGCUAUUGAUGGCCUUAGGAAGGGGAAUGUGCCGGGUAUGCAUGCCUAUAAGAGAGGGGAUUACUGGGGGGAGGCUGUUAAGGAGUUUUUAAGGUCUUGA